AAGGCGGCAUUGGGUGGAGAGCUGCUGUUAGUUUGUGCUGUGUUUAUUGUUAAGGUUGUGUGGAUUAGCACUGCGGUACCCAGUUUCUUUUCACAUGAUCAACAAUAUAGCUUUAAGAUGAGUUAAGUCCGCGCGACGUGCCCUCAUUUCACUGCUUGGGAUGACAGCCGGUGCUUCAGUGGCCGCCAGGGAAGAACUUUAUGAAGGCACAGAAGAAAAGAUGAAAGACAAACUAUGAUGUUGCACUCAAACUGAUCCACAACCUGCCUCCACGGAAAAUUCUCAUCUGCCACCAGAUUGAUCUGGUAAUGGCUAAUUCAGUGGCCCUAGUAGUCCAAGCAGAACUCUUACCGACUCAGUCCACUGCCUCCCUCUCGCCUUUCCCGUCCCUUCUUGGUUCAGGAGAGGAUGGCGAGGAUGACAGGGAGAGAGGGGAGCUGGUGGAGGGAGACAAAGAGGGAGUAGAAGGUGGAGAGGAGGUGGUUCUGGGCAUGGUGUCAUCAUCGGUGUCUGGGCCAGCCACGCAGCCGGAGCAGUCAGAUCAUCCCUUCCAGUGUCUGGACUGUGGCAAGAGCUUCAGGUGGUCAUCCAGACUGACCCACCACCUGCGGAGCCACAACAAUGAGAGACCCUACCGCUGCAACCUCUGUCCCAAGGCCUUCAAGGGCUCCUCUGCUCUGCUCUACCACCAAAGGUCUCACUCAGGGGAGAAGCCUUAUAAAUGUCAGGACUGUGGCAAAGCCUUCAAACGCUCAUCUCUACUCCAGGUCCAUCAGAGUGUUCACACUGGAGUGCGUACUUUCUUGUGUCCCUACUGCCCCCUUACUUUUAAGUGGAGUUCUCACUACCAGUACCACCUGCGGCAACACACAGGAGAAUGCCCAUACCCAUGUGACACUUGUCCCAAGGCCUUCAAGAACUCAAGCAGUCUGCGGAGACACAAGAAUGUUCAUCUCGGUCUCAAACCUUACACCUGCACAGUGUGUAACAAAUCCUUCACGCAGUCUACCAACCUGAGGCAGCACAUGAGGAUACAUACAGGCGAGAGGCCCUACAUCUGCAGCGAGUGUGGACGAAGCUUUACUCAUUCGUCGAACCUGGCGCUGCACAAGAACUCUCACUCCAGCCUCAAUGCAGGAGGGAAAGAGGGAAAGAGGGGAGAGGAUGGAAGGAAGAGAAAUGAGGUAGUGGAGGUGGUGGUGGGGGCAGAGGAAGUGACGUCAUCAAUGUUGACAGACAUGGUAGGAUUUGUGAGCCAGGAAGGAACUGAUGGAGUCGGGGUGGGAAUGGAAGAAGUGUUCCUGUCAACCACCUCCUCUGGCCAGAAUCCAAGCCUUCUCCCCCAGCUCACCCUCACUCCUUCUGGGGAGGACGUGUGCACGUCUAGGGCCAUUGGGACAGAGGUUCACCUGAGCACAGACACCGGAGCCAGUGUGCUCCUGUACAGCUGUGGCAGCUGCAGCCACACUUUUGGCACCCGGACAGACCUAGAGGAGCACCAGGCCAUCCACAUGGCUCCGGAGGACCAUGGGGCUAAUGGGGAGGCAGGGGUCGGAUCCGGGAUGGAAGUUGGGGAUGGGCUGGUGGGAGCUGGACACCUGCUUGCUGACUUUGAGGAGGUGGUUGAAACUACCACAGUGGCUGAAAGUGGACACACGACAGAGGUGCUCCUUGGAUUAUCAGAGGGAGCAGAUGGCAGCAAUGCAAAUGUCGGCACCACCCAGGCCCAGUUUGACCUGUUACAGAGCUUCACUGAGGUGACUCAGAGCUCUGAGACCGUUCAGCCAGAGGCCAGAACCACAUGGGCAGGGCUGUCAUGCGGCUACUGCAAUAAGACCUUUAAGACCAGCGGAGGCCUCAAUAGACAUGUAUCGUUGAUGCACUCUCUUUCAUCACAGUCCCGUUCCCAGUUCAGCUGCUCUGCCUGUGACCGCUCUUUCCCUCUUCUCUCCUCACUCCUCACACACCAACACUCCCACACUCCUGAGCAGCGUCUCCUGGCUGAGGCAGAAGCUGAAAUCGUGUGCCCUCCGUCGCUUUCCUUAUCUCUCCCCCUUCCCUCCUCUCCGAGCCAGGCUGACAAGCAACAGGAGGGCCAGAGGGAGAUCCAUGUCAAUAUCAUAGCUGUCGGAGAGGAACAAGAGGAACAGCCAGCAAAACCAACCAAAGCCCACAAAAAGACAGGAUCCAGCAAAAGCACUCCUGCUGGAGAGAGGCCGUACCGCUGUUCAGAGUGUGGAAAAGCCUUCAAAGGUUCAUCAGGGUUAAAAUACCACAUGAGGGAUCACACUGGGGAAAGGCCCUACCGCUGCACAGAGUGUGGAAAGAGCUUCAAGAGAUCAUCACUGCUCUCUAUCCAUCAGAGGGUGCAUACAGGUGUACGGGCAUUCCAGUGCCCUCACUGUCCUCUCACUUUCAAGUGGAGCUCCCACUACCAGUACCACUUGCGGCAGCACACAGGUGAGAGGCCAUAUGUGUGUAAAGAGUGUGGUAAGUCCUUCAAGAACACCAGCUGCCUGCGCAGACACAGUCAGAUGCACUCGGGUUUGCGGCCUCAUACGUGCACCAUCUGCUCCAAGUCCUUCUCCCAGACGUCAAAUCUAAAGCAGCAUGAACGCACGCAUUCAGGCGAAAGGCCUUUUCAGUGCACCCACUGCAGUAAGAGUUUUACACACUCCUCCAACCUUCAGCUCCACCUUCGCACGCACUCCUCACGCAAGGACUUCAAAUGCCCGUACUGCUCAAAGGAGUUUGUCAUGCACUCCUACUUGCAGAGGCACAUCCGCACCCACGGCACUGGCGUUGCCCUGCCUUGCCCAGGUGGUGGAGGUAAAGACGGUGUGGCUGUGAAAGCCAGUGUUGGAGGAGUAACCACUACUACAACCCUGCUGAACCCCAUCACCCUGGAAGCCUCAGGAAACAGUGGCAGUCUGAUUGUGUCCCAACCAGCACUUAAUAUUCCACCUAACACCUCCCAGAACUACUUCAUGAUACAGACAGCAAGUGGCCUGCAGCUCAUUCCUCUAUCAUCCCCUACGCCAGUGCAGCCACCUCCUCCUCCUCCACCACCACCAUCCCAGCCCCAAAACUUUCUCCUCCUGCAGUGUCCCUCCAACAAUGGCAGCCAGUCCAGCUUGAUUCUUCUUCCCACAGCAAACAACCCUCCACCAGCUCCAGAGCCUCAGUCCCUCCCUGUACUUCAAACUAUCCAAGCAUUCCAGCCUGUGCUUAACCAAAACCAGACUCAGAUACCCCAGUUUCCAACUGUAUCACAGCAACAACAGCAGACCAGGAUCAUAAUUACUAACAACAGUAACAAUGCACACACUCCAGUUGCCACACCAACACACAACCUCUCAGUCAGCUCCCUACUGACGAAGCCCAUAUUAGGGAAGAGCACGCGGACUGCACGAGGCAGAAGGGGGCGCAAACCAAAAGUUGCUCUUCAGAAAUCAGCCCCAGCUCCUGUCAGUCACGUUGCAGGUGGAGCUCUUCCUGUAACAAACUCUAAUGUGACCAGUGGCACCCAGAUUGUUACUGCUGCGAACACUACCACGGAGUUAUCUUCUCUACCCACAACAUCCGUCACUAAUACCCCGAUUCUUUCAUCCCCCGCCACUGUAGCCCCCACAGUGGACACCUCAGGACCCUCACCGACUGUUACCAUGGUUACACCAGCCACUACACUAGCUGCAGCCUCAGUUUCUACUCCUGUCCCUGCAGAAAGGAAACCUCAUUCCACUGUGGAGCAAAUGAGGGCAGGGGAAACUAUGACAAGGAAAGAGUUUGUGUUAUGUUUUGAUAAUGAAGAACAGGCAAAGGAUGGGAUGAAUAUUGAGGAGGCUGGGGAGUCAUAUGUGUUGCAGUUUGAAGGAAAUGCAUCUGGGGAGGCAAUCGAUGGAGGGAUGGGUGGAGAGGGAAAGUCACUUGUGUUGCAAUUCAAGACAGAUGGGCCAGGUGAAGACGAAAAAGGGGGUGAUAAGGAAAGGAUGAUGUCACUUCUGCAAGAAUGGGGUGGAGAAAAACAGGAUGAGAGACAAUCAGGAGGGGACGGCAACCAGGGGGAGUCAUAUGUCCUUCAUUUCCACACCGAGUCGCAAGACAGUGUUCCAUCUGGUGCUACCUUCAGCCAAGGGCCGGACAACAGCCUGCAACUUUCCUGCACGUCUACCCAAAGCUUGGUACCCCUUGAUGGGCAGGAGGUGGUGUUUGAGCUUGGGGGUGAGACUAAGCUGGAACAGGAAAGUGAGGAAGGCAUGCAGAUGAUAGCACUUAUAGAUGGUCAAGGAGGAAUAAUAGGCGAGGAGGGGCGAGGUUGCAGUACUGUAAGUAGCACAGUUACUGAGGGUGGAGGAGGUAUGGAAAGUAUAUUUCAGCUGGAAAGUGGAGAUGAAAUUGUAAUAAUUGAAGUCAGUACCAGUAGCUUAAGAGAAGGGAGAAUGGAGAGAGGAGGGGACGGGGAGAUCUCACAAAGUAGCGAGGUGAAAUAUGAAGGUGUAACAGAAGAGGCUAAGGAAAAGUCUGUAAAGGAACUAAAUUCUGCAGCCAGCACAGAGGUACAAACAUCAGCUGAAGACACAAUAAAUGGACCUAGCUCUAAAUCUAAAGAGAUACAGUUCUCCAACUGAGAACAGUGCGUGUUAAAAGAAGAAUAAAGCGUAUGUCUGAGUAAAUGCCUCACUUUUUGUGGGCUGUUUGUUAGCACUUUAUAGUCAGUUGAGUUCUCUUGGAAGUGAAAGAGAACAUGCAGUUAGAUGAGUACUGUGUUGUAAUGCCAUGCCAAAUGUUAUACAUUUAAAUAGGCUGUACAUGGACCUCAGAAUAUUCCUAAAGAUUAGUUUAAAUGAUACUGUCAUUGGCAGUUUGUUUAUUAAGUAAAUAUGUUUUUGUGAAUAAAUGUUGUAUAUUGCCUACUUUCUUCACAAUGUUAAUAGUAAGUAAUUAUUAAUAAAUCUGUUAAUACCUUU
Molecule: messenger RNA, 4967 nt
Organism: Archocentrus centrarchus (flier cichlid)
Lineage: Eukaryota; Metazoa; Chordata; Actinopteri; Cichliformes; Cichlidae
Gene: znf628
Product: zinc finger protein 628
Exons: 9
Coding region: 309-4628 (1439 amino acids)
Biological process (GO): regulation of gene expression
Cellular component (GO): nucleus
Source: RefSeq, a predicted model, not a curated record